Molecule: messenger RNA, 1110 nt
Organism: Canariomyces notabilis
Lineage: Eukaryota; Fungi; Ascomycota; Sordariomycetes; Sordariales; Chaetomiaceae
Exons: 2
Coding region: 1-1110 (369 amino acids)
Molecular function (GO): catalytic activity; iron-sulfur cluster binding
Source: RefSeq, a predicted model, not a curated record
AUGAGGCGGUUUCUGUGCAGACGGCCUGCUCCCGCUGUGCGUCUUGAACGACCGAACAAGUUGCACGUCAACGCCAGCCGCCGACGUGCGCUGCAUCUCGCACCUCCGUUCCUCCUCGACGACUACACGCCGCGGUACAUGCUGCUGAGUUCGGUCGACGCGGCCAAGAAGCGGGCGGCUGCGUACGCGCACCUGCGGAACUGCAACCUGUGCCCGCGUCUCUGCGGCGUCAACCGCUUCGAGACGACGGGCAUGUGUCUCAUCGGCGACAAGGCCAAGGUUAAUGUCAUCGCGCCGCACUUUGGCGAGGAGCCGUGCAUCCAGGGCCACAACGGCAGCGGCUCCGUCUUCUUCAGCAUGUGCAACCUGCGCUGUGUCUUUUGCCAGAACCACGACAUUGCCCACCAGCGCAACGGCCAAGACCUGACCCCCGAGGAGCUGGGAGACUGGUACCUCAAGCUGCAGGACGUGGGCAACGUCCACAAUAUCAACUUGAUAACGCCCGAACAUGUCGUCCCACAGGUCGCACUGAGCAUCCUCCAUGCGCGAGACAAAGGGCUGAGGCUGCCCAUAAUCUACAAUACGUCAUCCUACGACUCGCGAGCCUCACUCGAGCUGCUCGACGGGCUUGUGGAUAUCUACCUUCCAGACUUCAAGCUCUGGGAGCCGGCUAGCUGCAAGCGACUCCUGAAGGCGGAGGACUAUGCGGCCACUGCGCGGGAGAGCAUCAAAGCGAUGCACGCUCAAAUCGGGGAUCUCUGCUUCACUCCGGACGGCAUAGCCAAGAAGGGCCUUCUAGUACGCCACCUUGUCAUGCCUGGGUUCGAGGCCGAGACGGCUGAAAUCAUGCGCUUUCUGGCAAACCAUGUUUCCAAAGACUGCUUCGUCAACAUCAUGGAGCAGUACCACCCCGACGCCUAUGUGGGCAAGCCAAAGAACAGGUCCAACACAUCCACCAGAACCAGCGACGGAGAUGCCGCGGAGAAACGCUACGCAGACAUCAACCGGGCCGUCACGAAUGAGGAAAUCUCAUCAGCAAGAAAGGCGGCAGAAGCGGCAGGGCUGUGGAGAUUCUGCGAUCCUCCUAGGCACGAUGGCUUCAGUUUAUGA